Trametes versicolor FP-101664 SS1 is the source of this 1090-nucleotide messenger RNA. Its product is annotated as NAD-P-binding protein. The coding region runs from base 60 to 989 and encodes 309 amino acids. The transcript is spliced from 7 exons. NCBI's taxonomy places the organism in Eukaryota, Fungi, Basidiomycota, Agaricomycetes, Polyporales, Polyporaceae. Gene Ontology annotation, molecular function: oxidoreductase activity. The record is from RefSeq and is a predicted model, not a curated record.
CUUUUCACCACCACCUCCACUACUAACUCCACGACUACCUCCGCAAUCACUCAGACACAAUGUCUAGCGCUUGGACCAACAUGUUCCCGCCGAAGCCGACGUGGAGCGUAGACGAAAUCCCGGAUCUAACGGGCAAGGUCAUGCUCGUCACAGGCGGCAAUGCAGGUAUUGGGAAGGAAACCGUAAAGGCACUCUUGAACCAUAACGCGAAGGUGUGGAUUGCGGGUCGCAACCCGAAGAGGGUCGCGGAAGCCGUUGAAGACCUACGCAAAGAGACAGGGAAGGUAGCGUUGGUCCUGCAUAUGGACCUCGCCGAUCUCCAGUCGAUCAAACGUGCGGUCGCGGAAUUCCUCAGCAAGGAAACCCGUCUGGACGUUCUCUUCAACAGCGGCGGGGUCAUGACCCCGCCCAUCGAGCAGACCACGAAGGACGGUUUUGAUUUGCAGUUCGGCACCAACGUGAUCGGCCACUUUUAUCUCACAAAGCUACUGCUUCCGCUCCUAAUUGAGUCGGCAAAGACGGCCCCGGAUGGGAAGGUGCGCGUGGUGAACACGUCGUCUGGGGCGCACAACAUGGCGUCCGGCCUCGACUUCGACCUAUACCGGGACAGCCCGAAGCGCCUCAAGGCGGGCUCGAUGAAGUUGUACGCUCAGAGCAAGUUUGCCACGGUGGUGUUCUCGAACGAGCUGCACCGGAGGUACGGGAACCAGGGCAUCGUCUCCACAUCCCUUAACCCGGGCAACUUGAAGACCGAGCUGCAGCGGAACGGGUCGAAGAUAACGACGCUCCUCUCCAAACCCCUGCUGUUCCCGGCUCCGAUGGGCGCGCUUACCCAACUGUAUGCGGGAACCAUGCCUCAGGCUGCGCGUCUCGGCGGGCAGUACCUUAUUCCGUGGGCGCGGGAGGGGCUCGCGAAGAAGGAGACCGACAACGUCGAGCUCGGGCGGACGCUCUGGAUCUGGCUGGAAGACGCGGUGAAGGAUGUUUGAUUUUGUAUAUGCGAUCAUGUGUGUAUUCGGACGUCGCGGGAACGCGAUUAUUUAUCUCACGUCAGGGUGUACAUGCAGUCUGCACCGCCAUCGAUUUCAUG